AUGUAUUAUCCAAACGAAUUGGCUCAUUUCAAAAUAACAAAUUUCAAGCAUCCCGACGGAUUACUUAUUUUCAAGGACCAGCCGACGACAACAGCUCCUGAAAUACUGGCCAAAAAACAAGUUGAAAUAAGAUUGACCCAACGUCUGCUAAAAUUCUGCCAGCACACAAUUCAUGGGGUAAAUCACAUUUGGGAACCUCGUACAAAACCCGCAGUUCGAAUAUUUUGGUGCCUAGUUGUUACGACCGCUUUAAUAGGCUGCAUAAUUCUCUAUAACACCGUGACACAACGUCAUCGUGAAGGAAUUCUGGUAACCGUAGUCGAGUCAUCUCAUCUGCCCAUUCAUACAAUUCGUUUCCCCGCUGUGGCUGUUUGUCCUCUAAAUCACGUCAAUUGGAUGCGUUACCAUGCGGCUGAGACACGAUUCUUACCACGCUAUUCAGCCAAAGAGGCCAAAACGGCAUUUUAUAAUUUAGUUAUAUUGUUGGAGCGCAUGACUUUCACAAGACUUAAUCAUGUAGAGGAAUUCUUAAAGAUCAAAAAGGUACCGAGAUCUGUUCGAAAUAUUGAACUCUCCGAGGUGGCGAAAUUCAUGUCACUGCGAUGUGAUGAAAUUUUCAGUUGGUGCGUUUUUGAUAAGACUCAAAUGGAUUGUUGUAAAAUCUUUGUACCCGAAUACACGGGAAGGGGAGAAUGUUUGGUAUUCAAUUCAGUCAUAUCGAAGGAGUCAAGAAUUAAGAAGGUUCUUAUCAAGGAAGAGGAUGAAUGGAGUGACACGUUAUUUCAUAUUCUACAGAAGAAUACCCACAAUAGCCUUAUGGUAACACCUCGAAUUUCCGAAACGUCAAGAAAUACCCGCCACAUUGAUCCGGCAAAGCGCAAAUGGUUAUUUCCGGUAAUUUUAUUGCAUUUGAUAUCGAACCGUAAAAUAUAA
Molecule: messenger RNA, 933 nt
Organism: Musca domestica (house fly)
Lineage: Eukaryota; Metazoa; Arthropoda; Insecta; Diptera; Muscidae
Product: pickpocket protein 19-like
Exons: 2
Coding region: 1-933 (310 amino acids)
Biological process (GO): sodium ion transmembrane transport
Cellular component (GO): membrane
Molecular function (GO): ligand-gated sodium channel activity
Source: RefSeq, a predicted model, not a curated record